Messenger RNA from Salarias fasciatus (jewelled blenny), 7305 nucleotides. RefSeq names its product insulin receptor substrate 4b (gene irs4b). Gene Ontology annotation, molecular function: phosphatidylinositol 3-kinase binding; insulin receptor binding. Gene Ontology annotation, biological process: insulin receptor signaling pathway. Lineage: Eukaryota; Metazoa; Chordata; Actinopteri; Blenniiformes; Blenniidae. Gene Ontology annotation, cellular component: cytosol; plasma membrane. The record is from RefSeq and is a predicted model, not a curated record.
UGUGUACAGGAGGAGAAGGGAGCGAAUGCUAACGCUGCUAGCCGGAGCCUCCCGAUUAUAGAAACACGGCUGAACGUGGUCAUGGUGCGCACGGUCGGCUUUAUCUCGUGAAGAAAGCCCGGCCUGGAGUAUCCGCGCCGCCGCCGGAGGGACAGAGACGCUCGUUUCUUUUGACGGAGUAACAAAGCCGGUAGGUGAGGACUGCAGAGCCGAGCCGUGCGAGUCAACGUUAGCUGGCCUAGCCGGACUCGGGAGCUCGUCUCCCAAAACAAGAAUGGGGUCUGGGUCCGCCGGAUUAGCCCGCUAGUCCAGUGACCUCUGACUGUUUUCUCCAUGGCGAACUUCGCGAAUUACCAGGAGGGCAAGGCGGCGAUGCUGAUGGUGGAGACUAAAGCUGCGGCCGCUAACGGAGACGGCUCAGCCGGGGAACCCCCUUCCCCGUUAAUUAAUAUCGGCGGCGGCGGAGGAGGUGGAGGAGGAGGCGGAGGCGGCUCUCGUUUCCAGCAUUUACCGCCCUCCAACCACCUCCACCAUCCGCAUCACCCGCAGCAGCAGCAGCAGCUUUCCGGGGAGAGCAUCGCUGAGUCCCCGGGCAGGAAAGCCUCGUCCUCGUCGUCCGGUACGGGACUCUCGGUGGAGGACGCAGCCGCUAGCGGCAGCAGCAGCACCGGCGGCACCGGCAGCGGCGGCGGCGGCCAUGUGUACGCGGCCGUCAGCGUCGCCAAUCCCUCGGACGCUGUGGAUGAUAUUCGCAAGUGCGGUUACCUGAGGAAGCAGAAACACGGACACAAGCGGUUCUUCGUGCUGCGGGCCGCCAGCCAGCUGGGGCCGAGCCGCCUGGAGUACUAUGACAGCGAGAAGAAGUUCCGGAGCAGCCUGCGCUCCGCUGCUGCCGCCGCGGCGGCCACGGCACCGGCGGGCGGAGGGGCCGUGGCCCCCUCUCCACCCAAACGGGUCAUUUACCUCUACCAGUGCUUCACCGUCAACAAGAGAGCCGACUCCAAAAACAAGCACCUCAUCGCGCUGUACACCAAGGACGAGUACUUCGCCAUCGUGGCGGAGAACGAGCAGGAGCAGGAGGACUGGUACGUGGCGGUCAGCGAGCUGAUGAGCGAGGGCAAGAAAGGUCACGUGGACUCCGACGACCUGGACGACGGCUACGGUACGGUCACCCCCGGUACUGUCUUCAAGGAGGUGUGGCAGGUGAACGUGAAGCCCAAAGGCCUGGGUCAGAGCAAGAACCUGACGGGCGUGUACCGGCUCUGCCUCUCCACCAAGACCAUCCACCUGGUGAAGCUGAACUCCGAGACGCCCUGCGUCAACCUCCAGCUGAUGAACAUCCGGCGCUGCGGACACUCGGAGAGCUUCUUCUUCAUCGAGGUGGGCCGCUCCUCCUCCAUCGGGCCGGGGGAGAUCUGGAUGCAGGUGGACGACUCGGUGGUAGCCCAGAACAUGCACGAGACCAUCCUGGAAACCAUGAAGGCCCUGAAAGCGUUUGCCGAGUUCAGGCCGAGGAGCAAGAGCCAGUCCUCGGGCUCGAACCCCAUGUCGUUCAUCACGACGCGGCGGCACCUGGGGAACCUGCCGCCGAGCCAGACCGGGCUGCAGCGGCGGUCGAGGACGGAGUCGGUGGUGGGCACGCCGCCCUCCAGCAAGAGCUCCGGGGCCAGCGGCUACCGCUUCCGCACCUCCAGCGAGGGGGAGGGGACGAUGAACCGCCCCUUCCGCUCCACCACCGGGAGCCUGGUCCACCUCAACUCCACCCGCCCGCACCACGGCCGGCAGGACAGCGGCGGCGCCGGCGGGAGCGGCGUGGCGACGGGGAACGCCGGCACGAACACGGGCGGCGGGCGCUACGUCAGAGCCGUCCCGGGGACGUCCUCCACCUACCACGCCCGCUCCGCCUCGCUGCCGGUGUCGCACUUCCCCUCCACCACCAGCCCCGUCAGCGUGUCCUCCAGCAGCGGCCACGGCUCCGUGUCCGACACCCUCACCCGCCCGUCAAGUGCCUCCAUCUGCGGCUCCCCGUCCGACGGCGGCUUCAACUCCUCGGACGAGUACGGCUCCAGCCCCGGAGACUUCCGCUACUUCAGGGUGCGCAGCAACACGCCCGACUCGCUGGGCAACACGCCGCCCAUCAGAGAGGAGCACUGCCUGAACGACUACAUGGCCAUGGGCUGGAGCCGGGAGGUGUUCGGCGCCGGCUCCGGCAACAACAGCGGCGGCGACACGCCGCGGGACGAGAGCGCGCUCGCCGCCGAGGACGAGCGCUUCUCCUCCUCGUCGUCGCUGCGGAGGAGAACUCACUCCUUCUCCAGGCCGUCCGGCGGGGCGACCGGCAGCUGCGGGGUGACGGUGUACCAGAAGAUGACCCAGACCAACUUCUCCCUGGACGAGGGCUCGGACGUGGCGCUGCCGUUCGGCGGCGGGCUGUUCCGCGGCGGGCCGUCCUCCUCCUCCUCCUCCCUCCGGUCGGACUACAGCUCCUGCUCCGAGCACAGCCAGCAGAGCCGUCCCUCCACGCUGUCCCGGACGGAGGCCGGCGCCGAGCGGCCCCCCCUUGCCACGUCCUCCUCCUCCUCCUCCUCCGCCGCCGCCAAGGAGGACAGCGGCUACAUGCCCAUGAUGUGCGGCGUGGCCGCGUCGCCGCGGGACACCCCCCCCGAUUACAUGCCUAUGCAACCCAGCUCUUACCCCCACCACGUGUCUCAUUCCCCCCAGUUCCACAGUCCGGCUCUGGCCGCCCGGUCGGCUCACCACCACCCCCCGCAGCUCCAGGCGCAGUCCUCCACAGACGCUCAUGGCUACAUGAUGAUGCUCCCCGGCGGCGGCGGCGGCUCCCCCUCCCCGGUGCAGGCCUCGCCCGUCCCUCACAUAGCGGAGAGACCUGAGAACGGGGAGUACAUGGACAUGUCUUACAGCAGCAGCAGCGGCGGGCGCAAGCUCUCAAACGAAGGGAACCAUGGGUACUACAUGCCCGGCACGCCGGAGGGCACCCCGAAAUCCUACAGCCCGUACUUCUCCCUCCCCCGCUCCUACAAGGCCCCCACCAGGGAGAGGGACGACAAGGAGUUCGGGGAGUACGUCCCCAUGAGUUCCCCCGCCAAACCCGUCUACUCGUCAGUCGCCACGGCUUCACUGUCGACACCUGAGAAGAGGGGUGGGGGGGGAAGCAGCGCCUCCACCCCGUCACACCCGCCGCCGCCUUACGGAGCCCACCACACCACCGCCGCCAUGGCCGACCGGCGGGUCGUGAGGCCCAACCGCCUCCCCCUGGGCCGGCGGAGCUUUCACGGCCCGCUGCGGGUCGGCGAACCCGCCGCGGCGCCGGCGGACGCCUCGGCUCCGGCCCCCCCCACCAGCGUGUCGUGCGAGGGCCCCUCCAGCCCCGGGGAGUACAUCAACAUCGAGUUUGGCGAUCACUACCCCCUCCAACAGCAGCCGCCCGCCUACCCCGCCUCCGCCCCGGACGAAGCGCCCCCCCUGGGCCCCGGCGACGGCUGCCACUCGCCCCCCCAGGCCCAGAUCCAUCAAGACUACAUGAGCGUUGAGGUGGGGGCGGACCAGCAGGACGGCGCUCAGUGUCGGGGUAAAAGCCAGUCCCCCCGGCCCAGCCUGGUGGCCCCCUGGAACCCCCCCAGCUACAUACGACCCCUGGCCAGCAACCCUGGGGUGCUGGCCCCCCCCGGAGUCCAGGCCGGGGGUCACUGGAGGUCGAUCGGGGACGACUACACGGACAUGACGUUCAACCUCAGCAGAGGCGAGAGGACACAGACCAGCCCCACGGCCAUGCUGCAGCACCUCUGCGUGCUGGAGGGGCCCUACGGCCACGCCCCCUCCGCCGCCGCCUCCAUGUCCCCGCCCCUCCCCUCCCCGGGCGCCGGCAGGGCGCCCGCCCACCUGCCCGAGCCCAAAGUGGUGCGAGCCGACCCCCAAGGCAGGAGGAGACACAGCUCGGAGACCUUCUCGUCCACGUCCUCCUCCAACUCCACCCCCUCCGGCGGGGGCGGGGGCCCGCCCUCGUCGGCCACCCACCCCACGCUGUCCAACCCCGCGGCGCCGGGCGGGUCGUACCUGACGGAGGGUCAGGCUUCCAGGUGGGCCAGUUCGGCAUCUUUUGACAGUGUGUGGAUGUCGGUGGAGGGGGGCGGGGACGCCCCGGCCAGAACCGCGGAGCCGGGCCCGGCCUCCAGAACCUCAGGACCCUCCCCCUCCUCCUCAGGGGCCGCCGCCGCCGCCGGCAGGAUGUGCAGGAACAUGUCUGUCGGCUACCAGAACGGCCUCAACUACAUUGCCUUGGAGCUGAGAGAAGACGGGAGUAGCACGGGCGCCGCGCCCGGCGGCGGCGGCGGGAGCGUGGCGCCCGGCGGGACGGUGCCUCUUCCAGAGAACGGAGCCUACGCCAGUAUAGACUUCACCAAAUCAGACGGCGUCACCACGACCAAGGACUGAGCGCCGGAGGACCUCCUCCUCUUCCUCCUCCUCCUCUUCAUCUCUCUGCUCGUGGCUCUCGACUCCACCUGUGACCUUCGGCCCGCUCCCGCCCCGCACCGGUGACCUCUGACCUCGGCUGCUCCUUCCUGGACAACAAACAACAACACGACAAGAAGAAUGCUUGCAGUCUAAUUCUUUUUUUUUUCUUUUUUUUUUAAGUGUUUUUCAUGUUUUAUUUUUUUUUUGUGUUUUAUACUCAUAUCUCAUCCAGUUGUUUUCGGUACUUUUAAAAAAAAAAGAAAUAAUAACCCCGCCCCCCCCCCCCCCCCAUCGUGCUGCUGCCCCCUCCUCGGUCUCCACAGCAGCUCCAGACGCUUCUGCUGCUCGUCUGAAGAGAACAGAACCGACAAAGGGAAGAUUUAACCCAAGGCAUUAUGGUACAGAAACUUUCCCCUUUCUUUUGUUUUAAGCCCCCCGUGUGUGAUUUCAGCCCCCUCCCUCCUCGGUACGAGCCGGGCUCAGCCUCACGGUUCAGUGUUAUUUAUUUGCUCAGACGGUCCGGUACAUUUCACUGCUCCUCCUCUGACUGACGGUACUGCGGGGGGGAGCAGGGUACUGCAGGUGACUUACUUUAGCGUUUUGGGUAAAUAAAAAAAAAACGAGCUUUCUUGCGAAGAGUUUGAUGAGAACGCUGAGGCUGGUUAGUUUUGACCCAAUAAAGACUGAAAACAGGAAUCUGACGUGGUUUUAUCAAGUCGUCCCACUUUAUAAUGUGAACUGAAAGCUGAAACCGGUCGGCCUUUACAAUCAGAUUCUCUUCUCUACUCAAGUGGCUCAUGCAGCUUCUAAUCACAAAAUAAUUCCAUUUUCUAAAAUUUAAAUACCCCAAAAACUGUAUGUGACAAAUGUAUUGAAUGUUAUAUUAAUGGAAGCUCGACCUUCGAUGUGUGCCAAAACAUGCCGAGAUUUCUAAACAUUACAUCUCUUUAAUGCUCCCAGGAGGUUGAGACUGAAGCAUGAAAUGCUUCGGAGUUAACAGAUCCUGGAUGAAUAACAGUGAUGAGUAACAGGAGAUCUUCCUCAUACCUGAGGGAACGGAUCUGAGUUCAGGUGAUCGAUAGAAGCUGAGGAGACGGAUUCCUUCAGGCUCGUGACAAUCAGGCGACGAUGUGCAAAACAAGCUGCACUGAAGUGCAGAAGUCCUUCAAGACAGGAAAAAAAAAAAAAAAUGUUUAAAUGAUUCUCGGCAGAAAUCGACGAGGAGCCGAUAAUAUUCAUCCCUUCUGAUAAACUCUGCUUUAAUCGGACUGAAGGAGGAAAAGGGAAACAAACGUCUGGCCUCGCUUUCAGAAUAAAACCCUUAGUUCAGUGUUUCGUUUUACCUCAUAUGUACGAUCCAGACCACACACACACACACACACACACACACACACACACACACACACAGAGGCCGAUAUGUACGUCAUGAGAGACGCAUGUCUCGGUCAUGCGGCGUCUCUUGUUCUCAUGCACACACACACACACACACACACAGGGUAACCCCUGCCUGCCCUCUGCCUCCGCCGGGGGCUCCUGAUGACGUCCGGGAUGUCACACACACACACACUCUCUCUGGAGGCCCCGACGGCAGCAGGUCCCCGUGACGUGCACAGGUUUCCAGUAACCUGAGCCACACACACACACACACACACACACACACACACUGCUGCGUCCAUUACACCCGUGUCUUGUGUUUCUGGACGCGGCGGCGCUCACAGCUGGUGGAACCCGCAGUGUUCUCUUUGGAAUGGGUCAAAGGUCACGAGCGGCCUGUCUUUACAUAACUGUCCAGGAAGUGACCGCUUCAGAGUAUUGAUGGAAACCACUGGUCCCACCGCGCUGUGAGGGAUGAUCGGCUUUAGUUUUAAAGCUGAGGAUGAUGUUUUCCCCCCCCAGACCUUCAUCGCUUCAGCAUCGUGUUGCUUUUCUGAAGCUGCGGUAGAGGAACUGUAGACGGCGGGGGAUUUCUUCUUCUUCUUCUUCUUCUUCUUUUAAAUCGCCCCCAUUAAUUUAUUUAAAGCUUUUCUUGAAAUCAUGUUUUCCCCCUUUUCAACUCAUUUUGACUUGAUUUUUACACAGAAUCUGUGUUUAUGUGGCAACAGUUCAACCUCAAACCAGUCCUCACACACACACACACACACACACACUCGCUCCAGAGGGUACUGCAUCAUUAUGCAAGCUUUUAUUUCCCCCCACCACCUUCUUUUCCUUAAGUCUUUUCUGAUUUAUUUUGUAUUCUAGUUUACAGAGAAGAGAAAGAAACAAAAGAACCAUCUUGGUUUGGUGGCUACUGGAGAGACUCGGCGGCGAGGGUAGUUUUUUUUAAGAGUACAUAGGCAUUUUUGCAGUUAUUUGUAUAAAGAAAUGGGUUCCAACCUGCCUAAUGUUUAUUUUUUUGUAACUAUAUUACAGUUUAUUCGCUGCUGUGUAGUAAUACGGUUGGGAAAAAUGCUGCAGAGGAUGUUUUAGCUGCGCUGCUAACGGGCGUGUUUUUAUUUUUGUUUGUUCUCCUCAGAGGUAUCGGGGUGGGGCAAAAGUUAAAAAAAAAAAAAAAAAGAAGAAGCAAAUUCUACCCUGCUUUCCCAUCUCCCCCCCAUCCACCCACCCACCCAGUUGAAUGCUGUUGUUCAUUAGCUUUAUAGGAAAGAGUUAAAAAAGAAAUACUGUGGAGGUGUGUAUCCUUCGUAUGUGCAUUAUUUUUCAGCGACAUACAUCCUAUAUAUGAUUAAAAAAAGAUAAAACUGUGUUGGAAAAAUGGAAAUUCUCCUUGUGUAAAUAAGGAAAAAAAACUCAAGUUGUCGCUUUUUCAUGUUAUGAUUGACGCCUUGGCAG